Pestalotiopsis fici W106-1 is the source of this 954-nucleotide messenger RNA. RefSeq lists its product as uncharacterized. Bases 1 to 954 code for a protein of 317 amino acids. NCBI's taxonomy places the organism in Eukaryota, Fungi, Ascomycota, Sordariomycetes, Amphisphaeriales, Sporocadaceae. The transcript has 3 exons. The record is from RefSeq and is a predicted model, not a curated record.
AUGUCGAAAAGAUCAAACACAGCCAUGAUGCGCAUAGCAAUUGCCGGCGGCGGUGGCUUUGCCAAUAUACUGGCACGACAGCUGUCCGAAACUGCUCAUGCAAUGAUCGUCUUAUCGAGAAGGCCUCACCCAGAACUUGAGACUUACGGAUGCCAAGUCAUUACUGUCGACUACAGUGACUUGGACAAUCUCCAGUUCACCCUGCGCGGCGUGGACCUGAUCAUCUCGACAAUCUCAGGCCCUGAGCAAAUCAAUUUGAUCGAUGCAGCCCGACGGGCCCAUGUUAGCUGCUUCGUUCCGUCCGAGUUCGAGGGCCCUCUGUCCCGCCGGCCUACCGAUGAUCCAAUGGAACGUGGUUCCUCGACUGCAUUGGAAUUCCUCGAACGUUGCGCAUCAUCUCGAUCGCGUCCUAUGCGGUAUACCGUCUUUUCCUGCGGCCUAUUCUACGAGAGAUUCGGUCCAGGAGGCCUAUCUUCUCUCAACAUGGGUGCGAGCUUUGGUGCACAUAGACCUUCUGGGGACAUGCUUGACCUCACGGCUGGUAUCGCUGAGAUUCCAGUAACAAAUUCUCAUGGCAACCAAGUGCAUGUCACGAUGACGUCUGUUUACGAUGUCGCUCUCUUUGUUGCCUCUGCCAUCGAGCUGGGCGUACAGAAUUGGCCAAGAGAGUUCAGAAUGCGAGGCGCCUAUGUCACCACCCAACGCCUUGUAGAAAUCAGUCAGGAGGUCACCAGGACCGAGCUUGAGGUUUUCUCAAGGCCCUAUCAACAACUUCAUGACUGGCUUCGCUAUCACAGCGACAUGCAAGACGAUGCCAACGCACGCAAAAUGAUACACCUGAUACAAGUGGCCGAUGGUCGUUAUGCAUUCACCGACGCAAACCUCAAUGAACUCGUUGAUUUCAGACCUCUCGGACUUAGAGACUGGCUCCAAUCUACUUGGGGGCGAUCUUGA